CUUUCUAACCAACUCUAAGGCACGUAACCCGACACAAUAGCAGGGCCAACCCAGCAGCACCACUCGCCUUUGCUGCGUCUACUUAGAAUGUACCGACUCCCCGUUUCCUUACUCUCCGUAUCCAGUUUCUUUGCACAGUAUAUGAGAAGCCUGAAAGCAGGCCCUCUGGGUCAUAUUUCUUCUUCAUGCCAUUCUUGCAUCUUGACAUGUUCGCUCCAUCAUCAGAGGAUCUGUAAGAUCAAAGUCAAGGGUCCAGACUUCGAGAUCCUGUGCGACCACACACGCACUUUCCAUCCCACUUACUCAAAUAUUACCGCUGACCGUCUGACGGGCCUGCUCCCCUCACUCCCGCGAGUCGGUGCCGAGUCCGCGGUCGGCCCAGCCUCACCAGCCUGAGUUGGCCCGUUAUCCUCCCCGUGUUAGUCGUCUACACACCAACGACAAACCCGCACGGAUAUCGCGCCACAGAUU
Molecule: messenger RNA, 471 nt
Organism: Colletotrichum acutatum
Lineage: Eukaryota; Fungi; Ascomycota; Sordariomycetes; Glomerellales; Glomerellaceae
Exons: 2
Coding region: 88-396 (102 amino acids)
Source: RefSeq, a predicted model, not a curated record